GAGGAAGAAAGACAGUAACGGCUACUUUUUCCUCUUGGUUUAUUAUACAGCUUUUCUCAUUCUUCCGCAUUGAUCAAAUCCUUUAGUCAUCAGCUUCAUCACCACUCACUUCUCUCUCAAAUAGACUUUCACAUUCUUCUGGGCACAGAACUUUGGAUCUAAGUACACACACAAAGAGGUGAGAAAAAAGAUGAACGACCUAAUGACGAAAUCGUUCAUGAGUUACGUUGACCUAAAAAAAGCAGCGAUGAAGGAUUUGGAAGCAGGACCAGACUUUGAUCUCGAAAUGGCAAACAAGACGGACGAGAAUCUUUCUUCUUUCUUAGAAGAAGCAGAGAAUGUGAAAGCUGAAAUGUCACUGAUCGGCGAGACGCUUUCCCGGAUCGAGCAGUACAACGAAGAGAGUAAAGGUGUGCACAAGGCAGAGUCCGUGAAAUCUCUGCGUCACAAGAUCUCCAAUGAGAUUGUGUCCGGUCUAAGGAAGGCCAAAUCGAUCAAAUCGAAGCUGGAAGAGAUGGAUAGAGCCAACAGAGAGAUCAAAAGGCUCUCCGGAACUCCGGUUUACAGGAGUAGAAUCGCCGUGACCAACGGGCUGAGGAAGAAGCUAAAGGAAGUGAUGAUGGAGUUUCAAGGGCUGAGACAAAGGAUGAUGAGUGAGUACAAGGAGACUGUUGAAAGAAGGUACUUCACUGUCACUGGAGAGUAUCCAGAUGAAGAGAUGAUUGAGAAGAUCAUCACUGAUAACACAGGAGGGGAAGAGUUUCUCACACGAGCGAUCCAGGAACACGGAAGAGGAAAGGUCCUUGAAACAGUAGUUGAGAUUCAAGACAGGUACGAUGCGGCCAAGGAGAUAGAGAAGAGUCUGUUAGAGCUUCACCAGGUGUUUUUGGAUAUGGCUGUGAUGGUUGAAGCGCAAGGUGAACAGAUGGAUGAGAUCGAACAUCAUGUGAUGAACGCGAGCCAUUACGUGAAAGAUGGUGCUAACGAGCUCAAGACCGCAAAGAAUCAUCAAAGAAACAGUAGAAAAUGGAUGUGCAUUGGUAUCAUUGUGCUGCUCUUGAUCAUUCUUAUUGUUGUCAUCCCAAUCAUUACCAGUUUCACCUCUUCUUGAGAUACCCAUUUGUUACCACUUUUGUAUUUCUUUAGCCCCAAAAAAAAGGAUGUCUUAAUCCUUUCGUGUUCUGUAUCCAACUGUUAUUGAAUGAAGAAUGUUUUUACAAA
Molecule: messenger RNA, 1221 nt
Organism: Eutrema salsugineum
Lineage: Eukaryota; Viridiplantae; Streptophyta; Magnoliopsida; Brassicales; Brassicaceae
Product: syntaxin-related protein KNOLLE
Exons: 3
Coding region: 191-1111 (306 amino acids)
Biological process (GO): intracellular protein transport; vesicle fusion; exocytosis
Cellular component (GO): SNARE complex; plasma membrane; endomembrane system
Molecular function (GO): SNAP receptor activity; SNARE binding
Source: RefSeq, a predicted model, not a curated record